Messenger RNA from Talpa occidentalis (Iberian mole), 5042 nucleotides. It is a transcript of the gene ZDHHC20, whose product is annotated as zinc finger DHHC-type palmitoyltransferase 20. Gene Ontology annotation, biological process: protein targeting to membrane; synaptic vesicle maturation; peptidyl-L-cysteine S-palmitoylation. The record is from RefSeq and is a predicted model, not a curated record. The transcript is spliced from 13 exons. The coding region runs from base 52 to 1149 and encodes 365 amino acids. Gene Ontology annotation, molecular function: protein-cysteine S-palmitoyltransferase activity. NCBI's taxonomy places the organism in Eukaryota, Metazoa, Chordata, Mammalia, Eulipotyphla, Talpidae. Gene Ontology annotation, cellular component: endoplasmic reticulum; Golgi apparatus.
UGGCGCUCCCUUCGACCGCCGGGCGCCGGGUGCUGCAGUCGCCGGCCGAACAUGGCGCCGUGGACGUUCUGGCGCUGCUGCCAGCGCAGCGUGGGCUGGGUGCCGGUGCUCUUCAUCACCUUCGUGGUCGCCUGGUCCUACUACGCGUACGUGGUGGAGCUGUGCGUGUUUACUCUGUCUGGAAAUGGAGAAAACGGAAAGGCCGUUGUUUACCUUGUGGCUUUCCAUCUGUUCUUUGUUAUGUUUGUAUGGUCCUAUUGGAUGACAAUUUUCACAUCUCCCGCUUCCCCCUCCAAAGAGUUCUACUUGUCAAAUUCUGAAAAGGAACGUUACGAAAAGGAAUUCAGCCAAGAAAGACAACAAGAAAUUUUGAGAAGAGCAGCAAGAGACUUACCUAUCUAUACUACGUCGGCUUCAAGGACCAUCAGAUACUGUGAAAGAUGUCAGUUGAUUAAACCUGACCGCGCGCAUCACUGCUCAGCAUGUGACAUAUGUAUUCUUAAGAUGGAUCAUCACUGUCCUUGGGUGAAUAACUGUGUAGGAUUUUCUAAUUACAAAUUCUUCCUGCUGUUUUUAUUAUACUCCCUAUUAUAUUGCCUUUUUGUGGCUGCAACAGUUUUACAGUACUUUAUAAAAUUUUGGACGAAUGAACUCGCAGAUACACGUGCAAAAUUCCACGUACUUUUUCUUUUCUUUGUGUCUACCAUGUUCUUCAUCAGCGUCCUGUCACUUUUCAGCUACCACUGCUGGCUAGUUGGGAAAAAUAGAACAACAAUAGAAUCAUUCCGUGCACCCACAUUUUCAUAUGGACCUGAUGGAAAUGGUUUCUCUCUUGGAUACAGUAAAAAUUGGAGACAAGUUUUUGGUGAUGAAAAGAAAUAUUGGCUACUUCCAACAUAUUCAAGCUUGGGUGAUGGUUGCAGUUUUCCAACUCGCCUUGUGGGGAUGGAUCCAGAACAAGCUUCUGUUACAAACCAGAAUGAAUAUGCCAGAAGUAUUGGCCCAAAUCAACCCUUUCCUAUCAAACCACUUAGUGAAUCAAAAAACCGUCUAUUGGACAAUGAAUCUCAAUGGAUAGAGAAUGGAUCUGAAGAAGGCAUUGUCAGAUCAGGGACAAAUAACCAUGUUACAGUGGCAAUAGAAAAUUGAGUACCACUUGUUCAUAAGUAACCAUUUGAAUAAGAGCAAGGUAUAUGAAAGCAUUACUGACUGAUAUUUUCAGUUUUAUUUGCAAGAAAAUAACCAAUGGAAUUAAAUUGAAGUAUAACAGAAGAUAAAUAGAGAGAGAGAGAUAUUUUUUUUAAAUGGAAGCCUUUGUGCAGAUCGCUGGAGCCACAGAGUACUACUGCAGGAGCAGGGAGAUGCCUUAAUCUUAAUGCCCAUUCAUGCAACAUUGGCUUACAGCUACAAAAAUGACUUCAUUUUACUUUGGAAAUAACAUGAUAUAAGAUGCUGUAAUAUGAGCUACCAAAUCACAUGUUAACAUGGCAUACUUAUUUUUUGAUACCUGAGUUACAUUAUUAGAGUUGUUUCUUAGUAUCCACAUAAAUUUUCUCUGUAGAAACACAAGCUACAAACUUGUUUUAAGUACAUCAAGAGUAGUAUGGCGGUUGAAAGUGAAUAAUAAUAGCAAAAUGACUGUCGCUAGUACUGUGUAAAAAGAAAAAGAAAAUAAUUGCUUUUUUAAAAAUUGGAUGUUAUUCAUUUAUAAUUACUGUUUUAUACUUUAUAACAUUUUUAAUAAUAAAGAUUUUUUUAUUGGCUAUAAAAUAACACUCAGAAGUAUUCAGAUAUUUAAAUAUAACAAUUUAAAACAAGGAGCACAUUUGUAUAAUUCAUUGAAGGCUUAGUUAUAAGCAUUAAUACAACCAUGCAAUGUAGUGUUGUGCCCAUCUUAGCUAGUAUAAAAAAUAUCUUUCAUUCUCUGCUUUAUUAAAUUACUUUUUUAUUCAACUUUCAUGGGUAUUUACAUGAGCAGGAAAACACAAGGUACAUGUGCUCUUGGACACAGUAGGAGUAGGUGGAAGUGUCUAGAGAAGUGAAAAACCAGAAAGAUAAGCAGGCUAUACAAGAUAUUUUCAGUCCUAAGGUAUUUAGAAUGCAACUUAAGUUAACUUUCAAAUUUCAAUUUACAUAAUGACUAAAAAUCAUCUUGAAACUUUUUACAGUAAUUCUGUAUAGCUUAAACAGUGACUUAAAAUGAAAUUUGAACUAGGGUAAAACUACUUAGCAUAAUACUGCUCUUAGGAAGGAAAUUCUGAGUAGUCAUUUAAAAUUUCCCAUUGCUGAGAGGUGGAUUGUACUCUUAAUGCUGAGCUUAAAAUCUAACUUCCUAACAGUAACCCCUUUCUACCUUAGACACAUACCUCCUUUUACUUUUUGAAAUCCAGUCUAGGUAAGGGGGAAUUGUUGCAUUAGUUAUAAAGAAAAAUAUUCUAUAAAGGAGAAAUGUAGAAAUAUUACUCCUUAUUUGUACUGUUUAGUCAAAUGCACACACUAAUCAAAAUGAUUGCUUCCAUUAAUUGAUAGAGAUCAAUCUUAACCAGUUAUCUAUAAAUAUCAACAGUUAUAGUUUCCCUGUCUAUAAAAUGGGAUUAGGAAGAAGGGGAUGUUAAGAAUGAGUUGGACUGAAUGACUUCUGUCAUUCUCCAAUUCCAAAUUUUGAAAAAUAUUGAUUGAUCCAAACAGAUAUUUUUGGAGUACAUUCUAUACACCAAAUUAGCUCCAUAAUUUUCUAAUGUAACAUAAAUUUUAUAGCAGCUAUUCCAAGUUUAUAAUUUCUAGGAUUUGUCCAAUCCCAUUGGCUAAUACUAAAUUUUAAAAGGAAGUAACAUUUUUCCCCCUCUGAACCAAAGGAAUGAGUUAAAUAUAGUUUAAAUAUAGUUUGAAAUACUAUGUAAUAGUAUUGAAAAUAUGGUUUGGAAUACUAUAUUAUGGAUUCAUCUACUUUUAUGUCUACUGUGUAGUCUUAAUAAUCUUGAUUUUAGAAAAUUUUUCAGUAACAGAAUUAAGGGGUAUCAAUUUCCAACCAAAAGUAACACUUCAGUUUGGCAGUCUGCAUAUUAUAAAGAAAUAGUAAUUGUCUAAACUUACUUGACUACUUUCAGAAAUGCUCUCAAUCCUUUUUGUGAUACUUGUACAUUUAGAUCAAAGAAUUUGCAUGCACCUAAUUAACAACUGAGGAAACAUAAUUUCCCCCCCUUAACCUAGUCAAGUACUUUUGUGGUAAUCUUUCUCAGAUAUGUUAAUUUCUAUAUUUAACAUUAUCUUUAUUAACAUAGUAAAUACAUUUUCAGAUACAUUCAGUUUAUAGUCUUUUACUUAAGCCACUUCAGUGGACCCCCACAGGCCCACAAUGGCCUUUGUAGGAAUUGGAAAAACUUCCUCCUCUGAGUGGGCAGAGCCCAAUUCAGUUUCAUUUAUGGCCAACAUUUUGCCACAUUCUAAAUAAUAUUGGACUGAUUUUCUUUAAUCAUAGUAGUGACCAUUCAGCAGAGGCCUAUACAUGGUAUGGGAAUCAGAAAAAGGCUGCUGCCUCUUUGGUAUUUCAAGGGUAUUAGUGCUGUCAACUCUUUGGGGAAAAAAGAUCAAAAUGAAGCUCUGUCAAUAUUUAUAAGAAGUACUUAUCUUCACUCCUUCAAAACAUGUAUGGUGAUAUUUAAGGAAAAUGUAGUUGAAUUUCAGGUCUUACCAUUGCCGUUAAAAACAAAUUAUACCAGAAAUUUGUUUUAACGGGGUACAAAUUUACUUGAACAUUCAGAAUCUGAGGCCUGUUACCCGUAUCAUUAUGCCAAACCAAAUAGCAGUUGCAGUAUGUAGCUAGUAAACAUGAACACAUUUACAAGAUUUAGUUUCACCAUUUCUUGCAGAUGAUUUUUUAAAAAUAUUUUUACAUAUUAUGUGGUUAUGAUCAAAUGUUUCAUAACUUGUAAAGUUUAAAUCAAAUAUGCAAUGUUUACUUGAAUUUUUUUUAGGAAGCAGAUUUUUGACUAUGUUUACAGCAUUGUUUAAAUUAAACAUUAUCAAACAUGUAAGAUUUCCAUUCAGUAAUCUUCAAAGCAAAUGUAUUUUUGGGCUUAGUGUUAGGGUAUGCAUAUUUGGGGCACUGAGUAGACAGUGACCACAAAUAGGUUUCACUUAUAUUUUGUCCUAGGACUAGUACUUACCAAUGGAAAGUAUUUUUAACUAAUCUAUUAUUAAGAAAUUACUCAUAUUUUUGCAUUUCAGCCAAAAAAAACCAUAUCUAAUAGUCUGUAAUACACAGAUAAUAUAUGAACCUGAUCCACGUGUUUCAUAUGAACUGAACUGUAUUUUCCAAUCUGAAUUCAAAAUGCAAUAUAGAUUCAGAAAGGUUCAUAUUUUUCUAAUGACUUCGCUUUAUAUUAUUUUGUUGGGUUGCAUAAAGAAGCAAGGAGUUGUAUUUCUAUUUAAAGAUUAAGAAAACUAUUAAGUUUAUUAUAUUUGUACAUGCUGCAGAUGAGGCUAUGCCCAUUUAAAAGAAAAGAUUGAUGCUAUUUUAAAGUGAUCUUUAAUAUGUUUUUAUAUAAACAAAUUUGAAAUACAGUUUACUUUGAUUGUCUUUACUUAUCAAGUUCCAUAAUCUUGUAUUUGUUUCUCAUAAGUAUAAUCCUGGACCAUGACUUAAUGUUAAUUCUGCUUUGUCUUUUGGGUGGCUUAAUCUAUAUUAACAUGAAGGCUGAAUAUUUUUAAACUUUAAUCAUAAUGAUUUACUUUAUUAAUAAAUAAAAAUAAAGUUCUAUAUUUGCACCAGUUUUGUUGUUGUUAAAAAGUGGUAUUGGGCCUCCCCAGCCUCCCCAGUGGCUCAGCGGUUGAGCACUGGGCUGCAAAGCAGCGCUGGUUCAAUCCCCAGCCGUCGGGCAAGGUUCCCACAUGGCGCACAGACCUCUCCUGCCGCCCACUGCUCCCCUCAGCAGAGUACUUUGUCAGUCUGCCUGCUCUGCUCUCCCCUCUGGCUCUGGUGAAUUCUCUCACUCUCCCGCGCUUCUGACUGUACCCAGUGCUUGUAUAAAUAAAUAAAUCUU